Molecule: messenger RNA, 1485 nt
Organism: Vanessa atalanta (red admiral)
Lineage: Eukaryota; Metazoa; Arthropoda; Insecta; Lepidoptera; Nymphalidae
Exons: 7
Coding region: 128-1108 (326 amino acids)
Source: RefSeq, a predicted model, not a curated record
UUCCAUCUAAAAAUACUCAAAUCAAUGCAAAAUAAACGACAAAAGUUAUCCGUUGUUCUAAAAAAACAGAAGAAGUUAAUAAAAUAUUCACAUGUUUCACUUUCGAUAAUAUUAAUAUAAUUUGAAGAUGGAAUGUACUGUAACAUCAACCCAGGUUGUAUAUCCUCAAAAGGACCGUAAUGAAGUGUAUAAAAGUGAUUAUGAUUUGGACUUUUGGAAGGAAUUGAAGAAACGCUGGAUGGUGCUCGGAGUCUUGAUGACAAUGGCUCUCGCUGUUCUUGCGCCGAAUUACGGGGCUCCCGGAGGAAUAUUUCACAUGGAAUACAUAAGUCACAUUCCCCGGACGUACAUAUAUUAUAACGCGGGUCGCACACGCGUGCAUGCAUGUCGCACGCGCAUGUACGCAUUGACAGCGCUCCAUGCACAUGUUGUCGCAUUCGUUCUGUCCGCUGUCACUGUUAACGCACUGUCAGUAGCUCUCGAUAGACGUGUUAUUGAAGGUGCGAUAUUGGCGUCUCUGGCGCGCCCUUGCGCGUGGCUGCCGCUCUCGCUGAGCAGAGAUGGAGUCACCGCGUCGUUAGCUGCUACCAGUUACGCGGUGUCAUUCGUAUUCUCCCCCCUUGCUCAUCUUUUGUUGUGUGGUCGUAUAGCUCUGCCGUCGUUGCGAGGAGUUCUCAUAACUGCGUCAUCAGCUCUAGUACCGUUCGUAAUUGGAAAUUUGUCCUCAAAAACGGAAAUCGAUGGUACUAUAAACAAGAUAUCAGCGCUGGCAAUACUGUACGGCGAGUGUUGCUCGCUGUUGCGAGAAGCGGAGGGCAGUUUGUACGUCAUUGAUGUAAUGGCAACACUGUUUUUGGUUGUAAGCUGGUUGACAACAGUGGCUGCGUCCAGCUAUCUGUACGUGAAGUGUGGCCUGCUCACGUUGCCUGAAGCCCACGUGCUGCUGCUGGUAGCGACGCCGAAGUCCACUCAUAUUGAGUGGGCGGCGCCCCCCUGCGCGGCGGGCGGGCUGGCGCGGCUGCCGGCCGUGUUCGGCGCGCCGGCGCAGGCGCUGCUGCUGGCGGCGCUCGCCCCCCCGGGGGCCUCCCGCGACGAGCUGCCCACCUAGAGCCCUCCCACCACUGCUGCCGGUGCUUCCUAGGCACGAGAGUUGACAUUUUGUUAAGAAUAAUAUUGUUUCAUAUAGGUUUAUCGAAAGUUGACGAAAUAUUUGUUCAAUUAUUAAAUUAAGCGGUCGACUGAAAUGAUCACUCGGUGGUAGGGUAGAUUCCACCCACUCAUCAGAUUUUCUACCGCAAAACAGCAAUUCUUAGUAUUGUUGUGUUUCGGUUUGAAAAUCAUCUUAGUUCACUAAGUUGUAGGCGCAUUGGUGAUGUAAGCAAUGGAUAAUAUUUCUUACAGUGCCGACCGCUUACCAUCAUCUGAUCUUUCAGUCCGACCGUUAAACUGUGCCUUCGAAAAAAAUCACAAAUAAAAGUGGUAAUC